AUGAGUUCACAUUAUAAUAUGUUCAAUCAAAUGUAUCCAGGAUCUUGUGAAAAGUAUCCUGAAUUUAUAGAUAUGGUUAGAAAAGCAAUGGAAAAUAGUCAAAAUAGUCCUUGUACUUCUAGUUCCAGUAAUAAUGGUACACAUAAUUCAGAUACAGAAAAUUCCAUGUCACCUAUUGAUAAUGGUGGACAUGUUUCAACAGAUAUUAAUAAAAUUGAAAAUCAUAUUUUUAGACCUCAGGCUAUUAUACCAGGUAGUACAAUUCAGGGGUAUCCUUUGACUGAUUUAUCUACCAAUCAAAAUGGUAAUGAAAUGGUUUUCAGAAGUAAUAUAUUUAAUCAAAAUAUUGUUGAUGAAGAAAAAGAAAUUGAAGAUACAGUAAAAGAAGAAAAUAAUGAGAAUGAAAGUAGUGUAAAUGGUAAAAAACAUGAUCAUAUAGAUGAUGCUCAUUCUGAAACUGGAUCUCAUGUAUCAUGUACAACAAUUGAUGAGUCCUCAAAAUCAAAUUCUCUUUCACCGGUAAUGAAAAAUCACUCUGAUAAUGAUAAUGAGUCAGCAUACUCUGCAUCACCUUUACCAAAAGAAGAAUUUCAUGAAUCUUUAUUACCACCAAUAUCUGAUGCUCCUACUGGUGUUAUUGUUCAUGGGGCAAAAUUUGCAUCAUAUUCUGAUUUUGAAAGUGUUUUUGAAAACUGGAAAAAUACUAAUUUCCAUCCAUUUAGAGUUGCUUCCAGUGAAACAUUAAGACAAUCAGAUGGAAGUAAAAAUGAAACAUUUCAAUAUAGAUAUAUUGUCUUUCAUUGUGCUCAUUAUGGAAAACCACGAAUGAGAGGAGUCGGUAAAAGACCAAAUCAGUCAUAUCUUCCAUGUGGUUGUAAAGCAAUGUUAAGAUUAAACUUUAGUUAUAAUGAUCAUGCUUUAAGAAUAACAUCUCUUAAUGAUAAACAUAAUGGACAUCCAGUUAAUCAGGAAAAUUAUAGUAAAGUUAGUAUUAAGGGUAGACGAUCAACAGGGGAUUCAUUAUCAACUAAUAAAAAUAGAAAAAGAAGAUCUACAUCAAUAAUUAAAAAAGAAUCUUUAUCACCUACACCACAAAUAAAUACUUCAAAUUGUAAUAGUAAUACAUCAACACCUACAUCUAACUUGUGGAAAGGUAUGAUUAAUGGUAAUCAAAAUAAUACAAAAGAAGGAAUUAUUUCAAAUCCAUUUGUCCCAAUACCAAAUCCUACUCAGAUUCUUAAUGGUGGUUUAGGAAAUAGAAAUAAUUUUAGUGGUGAUUUUCAAAAUACUCUUCAAAAUCUUGCAAUGUUUAAUUUAGUUAAUGGUCAAAAUCAACAAAACUCUACUGCAGCAGCAGCAGCAGCUGCUCAAAUGUUUUAUGGAAAUCCAUUUCAACAACAACAUCAACACCAACAACAAAUGAUGAUGAAUAAUGUAUUGAUUAAUCUUUUUAAUCAACAAAGAAAUCAACUUCAAAUGGCUAAUUUAUCAAAAUUAGAUAAGGAAAAUGCUCCACUUUACUCACAAAUGCCUUCAUUCCUUCCUGGACCACCUCAUUCCAUGGCACCAUCUAUUCCAAAUCAACAAAAUAUGUUACAUUCUCAGCAACCAAUUUCUAAUAAUAUUGUUAUACCUCAAAAUACAACAGGUGAUUCAACACCAAAAUCUUUAGAAGCCAUUAAAGAAGAUGGAUUACUAAGUAUUCCAACACCAGGUCAACCACCAGCAAAAAAAGAUGUAAACGAUCAUAAUAUUAUUAAAAAUAUUCUUUUAUCAAUUAAUGAUGCAUUAACAAGUAGUUCCAAAGAAUCAUUAGGAAGUAAAAUUACUCAAUUAACAGCACUUCUUAGGAUUUGGAAUGACUCAACUGGUGAGAUGUUACCUAUGAAACGUUUAAUAGAAAAUUCAAUUAAACAAUCAUCUGAUAAUAAUAUUUAA
Strongyloides ratti is the source of this 1938-nucleotide messenger RNA. RefSeq names its product FAR1 DNA binding domain-containing protein. The record is from RefSeq and is a predicted model, not a curated record. The transcript is spliced from 3 exons. Lineage: Eukaryota; Metazoa; Nematoda; Chromadorea; Rhabditida; Strongyloididae. The coding region runs from base 1 to 1938 and encodes 645 amino acids.